Pyrus x bretschneideri (Chinese white pear) is the source of this 1638-nucleotide messenger RNA. RefSeq names its product F-box/FBD/LRR-repeat protein At1g13570-like. NCBI's taxonomy places the organism in Eukaryota, Viridiplantae, Streptophyta, Magnoliopsida, Rosales, Rosaceae. The record is from RefSeq and is a predicted model, not a curated record. The transcript has 5 exons. Gene Ontology annotation, molecular function: protein binding. The coding region runs from base 234 to 1382 and encodes 382 amino acids.
ACUUGACCAAAUUCAAGACUCCAAUCGAUUCUUAAUCCACACAUAUAAACUUUGUUUUACAACUUUAUGCAGAUCGAUUUCCAUUUGCAGCGAUCUUGUGAAAGGAAGCUUAAUCAGUUAGUUCACUGUAUAUCUCCAGUUAGUUUCUGGACAAAGGUGAGACAUUUUCUGAUUACUUCCAUUAAAUCGUUUCCUAUACAAAAAGAACCGCGAAGUUCCGUUCGGAAAGAAAGAUGGCGUUGGAUAGAAUAAGCAACUUACCAAGCGAUGUUGUAGAAAAUAUUUUGUCCCGUUUGUCGAUUAAGGAGGCAGUAAGUACAAGUGUUUUAUCAAGUAACUGGAGGUACAAGACGGCUAUGCUUCCACAUCUUGUGUUUGAUAAUCGGUGUUUUUCAAAUAAAAACCUUACAACUUUUGAGAAUAUUGUCAAUCAAGUACUCCUACUUCACAUUGGACCUAUAAACACAUUCAAGCUUUCCCAUCUAGAUCGUCUUCCCACUAGUGAUAUUGAUCGAUGGAUUCUUCAUCUCUCGAGAAAUGCUAUCAAAGAGUUGAUACUCCACAUUUGGAAAGGGGAUCCCUACAAGGUGCCUUCAUGUUUGUUUUCUUGUCAAGAUUUAGUUCAUUUGGAGUUAUACAACUGUUUGCUAAAACCUCCUUCCACAUUCAAAGGCUUCAAGAGUUUGAAGAGCCUUGAUAUUCGUUUAAUUACUCUGGCCCCAGAUGUGUUUGAUAAAAUGAUUGUUUGCAGUCCUCUGCUUGAGAAGUUGACUGUAGCGUACAUUGAUGGUUUAACACGUCUCAAGAUUGGUGCACCAAAUCUCCAAUAUCUUAAGGUUAAUGGUGAUUUCGAGAAUGUUUCCCUUGAGAAUACUUUAAAUCUUGUUGAAGUUUCCAUUGCCUUGGAUGGUAGCUAUGACCAGAGGCUGGUUCCUGGCAAUUGUAGCAAUUUGUAUUUAGCAUUUGGUGAUUUGCCGGAGAAGCUUCCUGAACCAUUAUUAUCUCUGAAUUAUCUCUCUGUCGUUAUACGCUUUAAGCAUCUGAAGGAGCUGUUAACUGCUCUUUUCCUUAUAAGAAAUUCUCCUUCUCUAAAAGUACUAAGCAUUUCGGCAGAGGAGGAUCAGGCUGUACUUGUGGAAGAAGCAAAGUAUUUGUUAGAUGACAACGAGAAUUGCCUGUUGACCCAACUACAAAUUGUGACAAUAAUCGGAGUUUCCGGUGUUGAAACAGAACUAGAUUUUAUCAGAUUUCUGCUUUCAAAUGCACCUGUGCUUAAGAGGAUGACUGUUAAACCUGCUUCUGUGAAUGGUGAACUAGUGAAAAAGUUGCUCCAGUUUAGGCGUGCCUCAGCUUUUGCAGAGAUAAUCUACAUGGACCCAUAAUUCAUCCACGAUAUACUAUUGAAGCUAAUUACUUCAUUCGCUUGCACAAAUAAAUGUAAUGUCUGCUGUUUGCUUCCUAUUUUUCCUUUCUGGUAAACAAUGUAAUGUCUUCUCUCCUCUUUGGCACAAAACGUAUACAAAAAUUGAUCCAGUGCUUGUUAUUUACAAUGGUUUAUUGUCGUGCUUGCAAGACGAAGAUCACAUGUACAUUGAUGGUUUGUAGCCUCUGACCUCUAAAACACAAUAUUUUAUGACA